GGGUACACACAAACCGAGACAAAUUAAAGAGUUAGGGAGCAAGAGAGCGAGGCAGAGAGUCAUGGGUGGCUGGGCAAUUGCGGUCCAUGGAGGUGCUGGUGUUGACCCAAAUCUCCCACCCCAGCGUCAAGAGGAAGCAAAACAACUCCUCACUCGCUGUCUCAAUCUCGGCAUCUCUGCUCUUCGCUCCUCUCUUCCUGCCAUAGAUGUCGUCGAACUCGUUGUGCGAGAACUGGAGAGUGACCCCCUGUUUAACUCAGGGCGUGGGUCAGCCCUGACUGAAAAUGGAACGGUGGAGAUGGAAGCCAGCAUCAUGGACGGCACCAAAAGGAGAUGCGGAGCCGUAUCGGGUCUGACUACGGUGAAGAACCCCAUAUCACUGGCCCGCCUUGUCAUGGACAAGUCUCCCCAUUCCUACAUGGCUUUCGCUGGCGCUGAGGAAUUUGCCCGGCUACAGGGUGUGGCGCUGGUGGAUAACCAAUACUUUAUCACGGAGGAAAACGUGGGGAUGUUGAAAUUAGCGAAAGAAGCCAACAGCAUCCUGUUCGAUUACAGGAUCCCAACCGUUGGAUUGGAGACAUGCAGCGCGGGUGCAGCAUCUGUGGAAGCCGCGUUGCAGAUGAAUGGUCUUCCUAUCAGCGUCUAUGCACCAGAAACGGUGGGGUGCGUUGUAGUGGACGGAGAAGGGCGAUGCGCUGCGGGAACUUCCACCGGUGGCCUCAUGAAUAAAAUGAGCGGUCGGAUCGGUGACUCGCCUUUGAUCGGGGCCGGGACCUACGCCGGUGAACUUUGUGGUGUGUCUUGCACUGGAGAAGGAGAGGCCAUUAUUCGCGGAACCCUGGCUCGUGAUGUGGCGGCUGUGAUGGAAUACAAGGGCUUAGGCCUCCAAGAGGCUGUGGACUUUGUCAUCAAAGAGAGGCUUGAUGAAGGGAUGGCUGGAAUGAUUGCGGUUUCAAGAAAUGGUGAGGUUGCCUACGGGUUUAACACCACUGGAAUGUUCAGGGGCUGUGCCACUGAAGAUGGGUUCAUGGAAGUUGGUAUCUGGGAAUAAGCUUACCCUGUGGUUCGUUGAUGAUCAAUGAAGAUGCUUAAUUUCAUCUCAAUAAGGUGUAAUAUUAGGUAUUAAACCACAUCAAAUAAAUUGAAAAAAUCGAAAAUCGCCCAAUUUUCGUGGUACCAAGGCCUGAUGGUUGUUUCAAGU
Messenger RNA from Vitis riparia (riverbank grape), 1201 nucleotides. RefSeq names its product probable isoaspartyl peptidase/L-asparaginase 2. Gene Ontology annotation, molecular function: hydrolase activity. The transcript is spliced from 4 exons. Lineage: Eukaryota; Viridiplantae; Streptophyta; Magnoliopsida; Vitales; Vitaceae. The record is from RefSeq and is a predicted model, not a curated record. Bases 62 to 1051 code for a protein of 329 amino acids.